Molecule: messenger RNA, 843 nt
Organism: Striga asiatica
Lineage: Eukaryota; Viridiplantae; Streptophyta; Magnoliopsida; Lamiales; Orobanchaceae
Source: the annotation of a GenBank genome assembly
AUGGGUGACUUGGGUAGAUUCUGUGAGGAGUUGGGUUAUGGUGGAGUCAAAAAGUUUUACAGGUUUGACUCCUUCAAAAAGUUCAGGGAGAUAACCAUGGAAACAGAUUUGUUAUUGGCUAUUGAUAGGCAUAAGAAGAAAGAAGUCCAUAUAUGGUUAGUUGCUGAGAAAACAGGAAAUAUGAGUGUAGGUGAUGGGGGUGUUUCUGUAGGUGAUGGAGGUGUUGUUGUAGGUGAUGGGGGUGUUCCUGUAGGUGAUGGUGAAAGGAGUGUGCCUGUAGGUGAUGGAGAUAUGAGUGUGCUUGAGGAUGAGGGUGACCAAUCUGUGGAUGAGGACUUUUGUGCAAGUAGGGACACUGACAGUGGUUUUGAUGAUAUCCUUUUUGAAGAAUAUGUUGAGGCAGAAGAGUGUGUGGAGGGGCCUAAACAGAAAGAGAACCAACAUGAGGUUGAUGAUGAAAUGUCCACAGACAGUUCCAGUUCCAAGUGCACAGAGGAUAGCAGUCAUGAUGAUUUCUCUAGUUGCAAUGGAUUGCAGACAAAUAUGAGGAAGCAUUCAGAAGUGACCCUCAAAGAUCACUCAGGGAUGACUUGUAAGUUUUGCCAUCAAAAGGGGCAUAAUCAAAGAACUUGUGAGUGGAAGAAGCUGGCUGAAAGUGGACUUCAAGAUGGUGCCUUUGACAUGGAAGCUGAAGCUGAAGCUGAGGAGUUGACUCAAGGAGAUGAGUUCCCACCUGCAAGUCAGCCUCAAUCCCAGCCUCAAUCCCAAAUGAGUGCAACAACAUCAAAGGGAGCAAGAAAAGGCACUAAAGAGGCUGCUUCUUCAAGUAAUCCAAUGCCAUAA